AUGAAGCCGAGCGAUCGCCAUCCGAUGCGAUGGGUGGGCCAGACCGUAUUCAAGAUGGAGGUGGACUGUAAUAGGCGUGAGGUGCAGAUUCGGGGGAAGAUCAUGAACUACUGCCCCAGCUCGGCCAGAUAUUUGCUGAUGUACGCGGACGGGUCCUCGGACGGCGUUCCGAUUGAUGAGAUAGAAGAUCACGUGCCGAUGCAACUUCAGCUACCAAACAAGCGACCCAGAUCGAGCUGGGGAGCAGCGGCUCAAAGCAAAGAACCUGCUGAAUGCCGCAGACCACCUAAACGACCCAAGAUGUCGGUGUCAAAGAGCAAGUCCUCCGUGACUGAUAAGCAAGCAGUCGUCUCUCGAUUUGUUCGGACAAUCUUGUGUGAGUUAACAAGAGUCCUUGACGUCAGUGAUGACAAGCGCCAAACGCUGUCAAAUAUUUUGGACAGCGGCAAAGAUCGGCCGCUUGCUGCAUUAGCGCUGUAUGACCAAGAGGGUGGACUUGAUGCUCUGGACGAAACUCUUCGCGCGUGUACGAUCUGUGGAGAUAAUACUCAUGACGAAGCAGCGAAGGAGAAUUUAGUGAAGAGUGAGUCUUUUCGACGUCAAGAAUCUAGCGAAACAUCCCUCUCUUCCCCCUGCUCUAGAUCUCCGUGUGGCCAACAUUUUCGCGAGCUCUUACAAGGCAAUGGCGAUAGGAGUACUCACCGUCGAAUUCAGACGGACUCGCAUCCAGAGAAAGCACUAGAGGUGGUCGAUCUCACUGGCGAUGGCACGAAUGAGGAGGAAGGCGAAGAAAUAGAUGAUACUGCUAGUGCUUCUAAACAUAUUCACUUCGGCGACAACUCGAACUCGACAGUUCAUUUCGAUGAGCGAGACAGCGUGAAAAUCUUCAGAUUGCAACUGAAGCGAGCCGGAUUCAAGCUUCGAAAUCUGCCAAAGCAUAAUCCAGAGGAGUGGAAGUCAGUACUGAAAGUCUGA
Molecule: messenger RNA, 975 nt
Organism: Phytophthora nicotianae INRA-310
Lineage: Eukaryota; Oomycota; Peronosporomycetes; Peronosporales; Peronosporaceae
Exons: 3
Coding region: 1-975 (324 amino acids)
Source: RefSeq, a predicted model, not a curated record